This is a messenger RNA of Diorhabda carinulata, 492 nucleotides long. RefSeq lists its product as uncharacterized. NCBI's taxonomy places the organism in Eukaryota, Metazoa, Arthropoda, Insecta, Coleoptera, Chrysomelidae. The transcript has a single exon. Bases 1 to 492 code for a protein of 163 amino acids. The record is from RefSeq and is a predicted model, not a curated record.
AUGUCAUCAAAAUACUUAGGAGUAGAUGUAACAAGCCACCGCGAUAUUUACCAAGAGACGAUAUACCAAGUAAGAAAAGCAGCAGCCACAACAGGUGCGUUAAGGGACAUAGUGUGGAGAAACAAACAUAUAGGAAUAGAAACGAAAACAAGAAUCUACAAAACAUGUAUAACACCAAUACUGACGUAUGCCAUAGAAACCAGAGUCGAUACAAAGAAAACAAAACAAACUCUAAGAACAACUGAGAUGAAAACAUUAGGAUGCUUAAUAGGGAAGACUAGACGAGACCAUGUAAGAAACGAAGAUAUCCGGCAACAAUGUAAUAUUCAGGAUAUAGUAAGACAACACGUAACGGGAAAGGAGAAGUACAGACUAGCAAAGAUCAUAAGAGAUGGAAAACCCGAAGGGAAAAGAUCAAGUGGAAGACCACAAAUAAGAUGGCAAGAUAGCUGGUCAUCAGAAUCACAAAUAAGAUUAAACAUCACCCAGUAA